AUGGACAUCAACAGAUACAACACUAUUCUGCACCUUGUGGCAACCAAAACCGAACCCAAUAGCAUCCAAUGGAUUCUGAGAAGAGCCAAAGUACUCCUUCAUCAGCGCAACACCCAUAGCGAGACUCCAUUGGAUGCUCUACUGGGAAGCCUUGAGAGCGAUAGGACAACACGUCGCUUCAACGCUUUGACCGAAGAUAUUUCAGAUAGGUUCUCAGGCUUCGAUUGCCUGAUCUUUCUUAAUGGUGAUACGGAAGUGACUGACGUCGAUCGGUAG
This is a messenger RNA of Penicillium macrosclerotiorum, 276 nucleotides long. RefSeq lists its product as uncharacterized. The record is from RefSeq and is a predicted model, not a curated record. The coding region runs from base 1 to 276 and encodes 91 amino acids. The transcript has a single exon. NCBI's taxonomy places the organism in Eukaryota, Fungi, Ascomycota, Eurotiomycetes, Eurotiales, Aspergillaceae.